CCCGGAAGCACUAUAAAUAAGGCCCAUGUGCCCACCCCUCUCAAAUCCAAGCUGCCGCAGAGACCUUUCUCCUUAAGCAAGUAGCUUCACCGAGUGUGCAGGUUUUGCCAUGGCGGCUCCUACCUUGAUGCAAUGCUUGGUCGCCAUUUCCCUCCUCUCCUGUGUCGCCCACGCACAGCUCUCGACCACGUUCUAUGCGUCCUCCUGCCCCAAGCUGCAGAGCAUCGUGCGGAAGGCGAUGAUCCAGGCCCUCAGCAAUGACCAGAGGAUGGGCGCCUCUCUGCUCAGGCUCUUCUUCCACGACUGCUUUGUUCAAGGUUGCGACGGCUCGAUCCUUCUCGACGCCGGAGGGGAGAAGACGGCAGGCCCCAACGCCAACUCGGUGCGCGGCUAUGAGGUCAUCGACACCAUCAAGACGAACGUGGAGGCCGCGUGCCCCGGCGUCGUGUCGUGCGCCGACAUCCUCGCCCUUGCCGCGCGAGAAGGAACGAAUCUGCUCGGCGGGCCGACCUGGAACGUGCCGCUGGGCCGGCGGGACUCGACGACGGCGAGCGCGUCCCUCGCCAACAGCAACCUCCCGCCGGCGACGGCCAGCCUGGGCACGCUCAUCUCGCUGUUCGGCAGGCAGGGCCUGUCGGCGCGCGACAUGACGGCGCUGUCGGGCGCGCACUCCAUCGGGCAGGCCCGGUGCACCACCUUCCGCAGCCGCAUCUACGGCGACACCAACAUCAACGCCUCCUUCGCGGCGCUCCGGCAGCAGACGUGCCCGCAGUCCGGCGGCGACGGCAACCUGGCGUCCAUCGACGAGCAGACGCCGACGAGGUUCGACACGGACUACUACACCAACCUGAUGUUGCAACGGGGCCUGUUCCACUCAGACCAGGAGCUCUUCAACGGCGGGUCGCAGGACGCGCUGGUGAGGCAGUACAGCGCCAGCUCCUCGCUCUUCAACAGCGACUUCGUGGCGGCCAUGAUUAAGAUGGGCAACGUUGGGGUGCUUACCGGCACCGCUGGACAGAUCAGGCGCAACUGCCGGGUCGUCAACAGCUAGAUGCAUGCCAUAUAAAAAAAUAGCAGGCUACAGUGGCGCUAUAGCGGUUAGAGAGACUCGAUGUUAAGUUAUUGCUCUUUGUGUCAUUAUAUCAAUUUUAGCCGCUAUUGUGCCGCUAAGUGGCAUAUUUUGACCGUUAUAACGGUGCUAUUUCAUCUUUUGUGUACUUAUCAUUUAUUUGCUAAUUUAAUUAGUUAUUUUCUGCUUCUCA
This is a messenger RNA of Sorghum bicolor (sorghum), 1262 nucleotides long. RefSeq names its product peroxidase P7. Bases 110 to 1051 code for a protein of 313 amino acids. Gene Ontology annotation, biological process: response to oxidative stress; hydrogen peroxide catabolic process. Lineage: Eukaryota; Viridiplantae; Streptophyta; Magnoliopsida; Poales; Poaceae. Gene Ontology annotation, molecular function: heme binding; peroxidase activity. The record is from RefSeq and is a predicted model, not a curated record. The transcript is spliced from 3 exons.